AGUCUAAACAAUGAUAUUUGAGCUCUUCUGUACAAAAAUACAAAUACUGUGUUCAUAUUACAGCCUUUCUGCAGUUAGAAUAAUGUCAGGUUCAAUUGCAGUCCUGCUCAGUAUUUCUGGGCAGUCCCCUUUAGGCCUGAAAUCUGUGGGUGUGGGGGUGUGUUUGUUUUUGAAAGGCCAAGGAAAAUUGUGACAUCUGUUUUACGAAGGUGUAAGAAUACUUCUCCCAUUUAAAAGCUAUCAAUCACUUUGUUCAGAAGUCAAGAUACCUGAGCUUUGGAAACUUGGUGUGCAACUAAUCUUAAUGAAAGAAUUGGUCCACAACCAAGUAUGACACACACAGGCUACUAAUUAAAUUAAGGUCAACAGAAAAAUGACUACUGCAAGUGUACAAUCGAUAUCUUUAAUGUUUGUGCCUUAGUCGCUGUGCAUGUCUCUUUUCAUAAAUGCACACUUAAGUACGGAAAGUGGCUUAACUUUUCAACAUGUCACCUUUUAGCUUUGCUUUUCCUAAAAAACAAAACAACACAAAUGAAAACCACGCGCUGGGGCUGAAUUGAAUACUACUUACAGCAGUGCAAAGAUAGCAUGGUAACAAUGAAAGAUCAGGAAAUGCAAAAACCUAGAAUUCCUACACCAAUAACUCUGAUACUUAUAUGCAAUAUUUUAUAUUUCUAUAUGUGCAUUGUGGCCAAGCUAGCGUUGCUAUAGGAACCAUUGCUUUUAUAUACCCUGACUUUUAUUGUAACUCUGCAGUCUCAAUGUCACAUUACGAUGCUUUUUGGAUCGUAUUAGUUACUUGAAUACAAACAUAAUUGGUACUGUAUAGGCUAUGUUUGCCCUGAGGAACAAAGUCUAGUGCAUUAACAAAUAAAGAGUUAAAAUGCAUAGGCCAGCAGGUGCAAGUUCUACAUGGUGUGUGGAAUCUGUAAAUGUCCUUCAGAAGCUUGCAGAAGAAAUAUACUCAGGUACCAAAUAAUGCCCAUCUCCUGAGAGGAAGACUAUUUCUAGAACCCUGCAAAUCUGCAGAUAUCCGGUUGAUAUCUGCAUUCGCAGAUGUGGAUUUUUGCAACUUGAGGAUGGAAGUGGAUCCAAAUUUUAUAUCUAAAGCCCUGCAAAUCUGUGGCUAUCGGCAUCGUAUCCAUGGAUGCGGAUAUCCGCUGGGCAUGCUUGCGGAUCAUGGAUCAGAUGCGGAUACAUAUUUUGUAUCCGCACAGAGCUCUAACUAUUUCAGAGUAAAGGGCAAAGGAGAAGUGGUUGGAAAGCAGCCUAAUAUUUUGGGAUGAUUGCAAAACCAACGUUGCUCAGUGUAGGUCUGAUGAAUAGCAAUCAGAAUGGGAGAUUCAUAGAUCUGUGUGCUUCUGAUUUGACCUUAAAAAAAAAAUAAAAAAAAUUGCAGUCUCCAGUUUCACUCUCUUCUGAUUUAUUUCAGGAUGAGCAGUAUGUCUGCUUUGUUUCAGUUGUCCAUGUGGAUCAGGAAUUGCCACAAUUACUUUACAGAAAAUGUUGGUAUGCCAGUUUGGGGAUCAUAUGCUAUUUUUGCAUUGGCAACUCUGUUUUCAGGACUGAUACUUGGACUUAUCAUGGUAUUUUUAGCAGACUGUCUCUGUCCAUCCAAAAGGCACAGACCGCAGCAGCACCACUAUCAAAAAAAAUUAGCACCAGAAUCAGCCCGGCUCUUGAAAAAACUGGAUGAAGAACAAGAAGCAGAUGAGGAGGAUCUUUCAGAUGAUGAAGCAGAGGAUAAAGAGUUAGCAGACAGAAACUCUUCAACAAAUGCUGUAAGACAGCGUCCUGUGAACCUUGCUGCUGCCACAGAUAAAUCCUAGUUCCAUGUACUUGAGAAACAAAAAGGGUGGAAUGUACCAGAACCUUCUGCUUGAAGAGAGGUGGAACUCGUAUCACUGUAGUGUUCGCUCAUCACUUUCAGAGAAAGCUACCUUUUAAAAAAGUAUCUGUGGCAUCAGGUAUUCAAAGCUGAAACUUGAUAUUGCAAAUGGCGAAACCCAAUACCAUAAGUGUGUGGAUUGGUGCUAAGAAAUAGUUUGUAUGGCUUUCUGAAUGACUCAUUCUGUGGUUAAGUUGUACUAAAUGCAAAACUGGUGUAUUUGCAGUAUUAGAGAAUAUUAGCAAGGCAAAUGCACUAACCUGUUUGUCUGCUAGAGCAUCUGAAAAGAUUUCUCAUUGUAAAUCUUUCCAGUUUCGCUCUGAAGAAAUGCUGGAAAAAAUUCCUCAAGUUAUGGGACCUUAGCCCAAUUUUUGUGGUAAAAAUGUUCACUGUUCUGUUAGGUAUGACAUUGAGUGCUGCAAAAAAAUUUCUUUACACCAAUAAUGCAAACUAAGGGUAUCCUCUAAUAAAAAGUAAGGCGAUGAGACUAAUAUGGGACAUUGGAGUUUUAAAAACUGAAGAGUGGCUUGUUAAUGCCAAUCAUGCAUUGGCCUGAUAUUCAGCAUUGCCCUGUUAUGAAACUUGAGUCUUCCCUUCUAAUGUGGACCAUAUUACUCUUUCCCCUCUCUUUUUAACCAAUUUUCAUCCUCUGUGCAGUAGGUAAAUCUUGUAUAUCCCAGGCUGGAGGAAAAACUACAAAUACGACUUAAAAAUAUGAUUUGAAGAAAUUUAAUUUCUUGGUGGCUUUUCUCCUUCUGAACUCUUGAGUGGAAAGGUAUUUUUCUACUCUUACAGUCAAAUAAAAAAAUGCUUCAUUUUUUUUAUUUGGAUGUAUCCUAGAUAACUAAAGUAUACGAGCAUGUGUUAUAGGUGAAGAAAGCAGGCUGCCUGAUCUUCCACGUUCAAACAGAAAUAGCACACUCUCUCCUGUUAAACAUUUAGUGUGAAAAACCUCGCUUAAAAUAGUUACUCUUGCCAAGUCCUAAGUUGAGACAUUUCCAGAGUUUUGUGUUCAGAGCAUCUCAUUUUCUGCUGUUUUUAUUGUGCAGAGGACAUUCAGCACUGUGUCCCGGCCUAGAGGCACAAGUUUUCUUUUCAAAUAUCACAGGCCUUGUGGUUGCUUGCUUUCCAGGGCCACUAUAAUGAAGCUACUGUAUUUAUUUUCACUUCUGCUGCAUUACAGCACGGAUAAGUCUAACCUUCUUAUUAAAACAAAUGGAAAGCUGGUUCUCAGGAGUUAAAGAAAUGAUUUCCAUAGGAAUGGUCAGCAAUGAUCUCUUUUCCAUGGUAGUAUGCACACUCCAUUCCCUGUGCUCUGAUCCAGUAAAGAGUUUGCCUGCUUCAUAUUAGCUUAAGGAACUGUUUGUUUUUUUAGUGAUAUCUCAUGGAAACAGAACCUUUAAUAAAACCUAAAAGAUAAUAUGCUAUAAAACAAACUCUUUGAAAUAGUCCUAAGCAUUUUCUGUGACUAUUUAAAGCUUUUGUGGCUUUCAGUUAAGACAGUGAUGCUCCAUAUCAAUCUGUUGAAAUGAGUAAUCUUGACUACAGUGUCUUCUGACCUCAUAGUCACCCUACUGUAGUGAAAGCUGAGAACAGCAAAGGCCAGUACCUAUAAUUAUUCAACCGCAAAAUGAAGGUCCCUCAUGUGCAUUGUGAAGCUAAUACGAAAUCCCUCUCUCGCAUUACACAGAAAUCUCUUGUCAGUUGCAUUGCCUCUUUUUAACAGGAGUAGAAGGCUCUUAAAUGCCCCAAAGGAGAUACACAAGUUCUGAGCUUCUCAAUGAAACGUGUAAUUCUUCUACUCUGAAAACUGAUUUCAAAUGGCAUCUGGCAAUUCCCUGUCUGUCUCAAUGACUCCAGCUCAAACUGGCUUAGUUUACAAAUAGCGUUUUCUGCCUAAGUGCCAGUUCCAUCAGUUCAUCCUGCUGUAUGGAACUAAAGCUGUCAUGAUUCAACCACAUCUUCUUAUGAGCAUGGUUGUGUGCCUACUGUAUACUUCAAGGAACAUGUGUCACCCUGAAAUUUUUUUAAAAUUGACUAAUUUACAAAAAGUCCAGUUUCUUAGAGUGCCAUUUUAAAUGCUAUGCCCUGAAAUUAAUAUAUCUCCUUAUCCUUCUAAGGGUUUUUCUGUUUUUAUAUAUAUCUAUAUAUGUAUAUCUGUGUGUGUUAAUACUGGAAUUGUGUAUUAGCGAGCCAAAGAAAAUGAAGAUUUCUGUUGCUAACUUCUGAAGUGGUGAUUGCAAGUGAAAGAUUGCUGUGUAUAGUAGGUGCAGCAUUUUCAAACAAAUGUGACUCCGUUCUUGCUAGUCCUCAUCUUAGUGAAUUUGCGGUGCUAGCAGAUUAAACAUCUUUGUCAUUUGCAAACAGUAAAUUUGGUCUGGAACCACUGAGAGGCUCCACUAAUGGAAAUACUGAUGCCAUUUUUAAUUUUUCACUGCAAAUUGGCACUUUGAAGCCAGAAAUGUUUUAACAAUAUUACUAAUUACUUCAACAGAGAACAAGUAGCUAUUAAUGAAUGUCCAAGGGAUGUGGAGUAGUAACAUCACAACAAACUUGCUCAGCAUUUGCAAAUAUUGCUGUUGAUUUAAUACAUUGAAAGUCAUAAGGGAGGGACAGCUUAAGUGUCUAAGUCAUGUCUUGAGAAGAUUUCUUGGCAAUAAAUAACACAAAAUAUGCAUUUGUGUGUCAGUCAGAUCUUUAAUCAACCUGCAUACUGUGAUGGGAAAACAUGAGUCAACUCACCAGAUAUAUUCUGCUGUCAAACAAAUCCUCCAGGGAAAUUCUCACAAGAAAAUGAUCAGCUAUAAAACGUGUCCUAGUACUUCCUAUUAGUCUUUUUUAUUUAUCUUUGGUGCUGUUGGUUUGAUUUAUCCUAAGCAAAAAUAUUUUCCAUUCUGUGUUGGCACUUGUGCUGUUACCUUAGUAAAAGUGUAACUACAACAAUGUAAAUCAAAUCUGUUUUGGUCAACUUUUUAGAUGAAUCUGUUCCUACAUUUUAAAAUAUCAAAAUGAGUGUAGUGUGUGAAAUGAAGUGUAUAUCCCAUAUAAUACCCUUAGGAUGUUUUUGUGGGAAUUGCCUUAAAUGCUGUAGAGUCUAGCUCACUGUCUGUUAUCAGUAAAAUAAAGCAAUAAUGUAUGAUGUACUAGAAAGAAGCAGCACUUUAUUUGAUAAGUGGCACGCUUCAUUCAGCAGUGAAACUUGCACUUAAUUUUGGAGAGGAUUUGAGAGAAGGCAAAGGAGGCGGAUAGAGCUGCAUGUUCUCAAUAUGGAAAAGUGCUUAUUCUAGAUUUGAAAUACAGUUCAACAUAGCCUUCUGUAUGUCUAAAUGUAGCUGCUGCUUGCAGAUGUUAGUUUUAAACAACUAAAUUUGUAUGAUAUAUAAAACAUAUUCUUGAUCUUUUUUUUGCCAAUUUACACUGAUUUUUCUUCACUUAAAAGCUGUGUUUUCUUGUUAAAGUGACCACACUCUAGUGUUUCUCUUGCCAGGGUAACACUUGCGUAACUUGUCUUUGAUUUUUUUCCACCUUUCCGAACACAUUCCUGCUCUACAGGCAAAUGAUUGAACUAGUUCAAAAAUUGCCUCUCAGACAUAAGAGUAAUUUAUUCUGAGUUGUGUGAAUCCUGAUUUAGUGUCGCAGAGCUUGCAUUUGUGCUUAUUGUUGUUUGUGCAAAUGCUGUGUUUAGAGAUCAUAGGCCAGCCUCAUGUACUUUUGCUCACCUUUGUAAAUCUUACGGUCAUACUUUCACAAUGCACUGGUUUGUUCUGUGAACAUUUCUUCCUUUCAUCUGUACCGAAUUACUGCAUUCCCAAGGUUGUUUAUCGAGGCUUACUAGCCUAAGCUUGCAAUGUAACAAAGGUAUGUGAACAAGAACCUGUCCUUUAUAUCUGUUUGUGUUCAUAAUGUUUGAAUAUCGAUUUUAUAAAAGUCAGACUACCCUUUUCAUUCUAUUGGGGAUUGAUUCCUGUUUUCUUAGUGAAUUUUGAACACACAUUUUGGGUUAGCUCCAUUUUCCAGUGUCAAAGCAAGGCUAAGCAGCCAUUGUCAAUGCAAAAUAAUACUUACAUUGUAACAAUACAAUUAAUAAAAUAGUUCUGACUGUG
Molecule: messenger RNA, 5991 nt
Organism: Chrysemys picta bellii (western painted turtle)
Lineage: Eukaryota; Metazoa; Chordata; Testudines; Emydidae
Source: RefSeq, a predicted model, not a curated record